GCUCUACCAAUAUAUUCGGGGCGAGCAAGCCAGCGACAACCCAGGGCGGACUGAGCUCAGGGGGGAGCAUGUUCGGUACUCAGAGUACCAAUGCACCUGCAGGCGGAGGACUAUUUGGCAGCACCAACACGGCUACCACUACUGGGGGCGGCAUGUUCGGGCAGCAAAAUACGACUACGGGAUUCGGCGCACAACCUGCUGCGACCCAAACGGCGCAUUCGGACCCGAUUGUGAACGAAAUUACAAAAUUAAGGACAGUUUAUGACGAAUCGGAUUUCAAUCCGAACUACCGCUUCAAGUUCGCGUUCUACAGUGCACUCAAGGAUGAGAUUCUGAGCAAUCUAGGCCCGAACGAUAUUGUACAGGACAAAUUAACAGAGGACGUUAACUGGGAUGACGAAACUAGACAG
Messenger RNA from Sphaeroforma arctica JP610, 410 nucleotides. RefSeq lists its product as hypothetical. The transcript has 2 exons. NCBI's taxonomy places the organism in Eukaryota, Ichthyosporea, Ichthyophonida. The record is from RefSeq and is a predicted model, not a curated record. The annotation marks the transcript as partial.